This is a messenger RNA of Owenia fusiformis, 1895 nucleotides long. The record is from the annotation of a GenBank genome assembly. Lineage: Eukaryota; Metazoa; Annelida; Polychaeta; Sabellida; Oweniidae.
UUGUAUAGUAAAAAAAAAUUUUUUCAUUUAUUCCGAGUUCGAUCCACGCUUAAAAUGGGACCUGUUACUAAAAAGCUGACUUGUUUAAAAGACUACGAGGAAGCCGCGAGAGAAAUUCUAAGUCGACGCCCCCAUGGUCCUCUCAUUUGGCAAUACUACAGUCAGGGAGCUGGCGACCAAAGAAGCUUGAAGGAAAACGAGGAUGCUUUUAAAAGAUUGCAGUUUCUACCGAGAAUCUUGGUAGAUGUGUCCAAGAGAGACCAACGCACUACUCUUCAAGGACAGUUGGUACCAAGUCCGAUAGGAAUCGCACCAUCAUCCGUUCACAAGAUGGCCCAUCCCAUGGGAGAGCUGGCCACCGUGAAAGGGGCAGCUAAGCACGGCCAUUGUCUUGUUCUUAGUACAUACGCAAAUACAAGUCUAGAGGACAUCGCUAGCUCCUCCAUUGAUUGCCUCAAGUGGUUCCAGUUGUAUAUCAUGAAUGACGCUAACUCAAACAUUGCAAGAGGAUUUGCAUCCGAUCUGAUAAAACGCGCAGAGGCUGCUGGGUAUAAGGCUCUUGUGCUCACAGUUGAUCUUCCCGUGCUCGGCAACAGGCGUGUUGAACGAGAAGGAGACAUAGAUAACGUACCACUCGCCAACGACUUGCCAAACUUUGCCAAAGUGAAGUCCCCAACACUCUCAGCUAGUCUAAUUGGGUCAGAAGAGUCUGCGAGUAGUCCUACCGGAUUAAAUCCAUCAGUCACAUGGGAUAUCAUAUCAUGGAUGAAGACUAUUACACGACUACCAAUCAUAUUGAAGGGAAUCCUUCACCCCGAAGAUGCAAAAUUGGCGGUGAAGCAUGGAGCGUCUGGUAUCUGGAUUUCUAAUCACGGUGGACGACAGCUCGAUUCUUUACUCGCUCCGAUAGAUGCUCUUCCGGGGAUAAAAGAAGCUGUUAAAGAUGACAUUGAGCUUUAUCUGGAUGGUGGUGUAAGGAGUGGUAGCGACGUAGUGAAAGCCAUUGCACUCGGUGCGCGUGCAGUGUUUGUAGGUAGACCUGCGUUAUGGGGAUUGAUAUGUGGGGGUGAAGACGGAGUGGCAAAUGUGUUAAAAAUUCUUCGGGACGAAAUGGAUACAGCUAUGGCGUUAUUAGGUUAUACCAGUCUUGAGGAAAUUACAAAGGACUGUUUAUUCAGGAACCCAAUGUUUAAGUCCAAUCUGUGAUCGCCCAUUCAGUAAAAUAAGAUGAUGUUAGCAAUAACAGUGAUGGACUGAUGGAGUGGCCAAUAUUUCAUAUAAGAUAUUUAUUCAUCCAAAGAAUCAUCCAAACGUUUCAGUAAUUAUGUCAGACUUAUGUAAUCUUAUUUUUGUCCUCUGGACAAUUUCGGCUCUGAUUGAUCAGGCCGAAUUGGGCUAAUCGAUAGAUUUGACCGACAACUACAUGAAAUAUUAAGAAUGGUACAUAUCCAUAAGUGGCAACUAACCAGUGUUAUAUAAACUCAAAGAUUGGGCAGGAAGAUUUUGGAGGCGAAGGACCACCAGAUAGCUAAUCGAAACAUGAGAGUUGGAAGGAGCCAAAAGGUUCCCUGACUGAUCUUUACCCUUACAGUAUGUCAACACUGUCCCAUUACUGCGUUGCCCAUUGGAGAAUCACCUAAGCUACUAAUUGGCUCAUUCACCUGAAUACGUAUAGAUGUCACUUAGGUUAGAAUUUGACAAGAUUGGAGGGUAAUUCGUUGAGAAAAUACCCAGAUUUAAACAAAUUAAAGACUUAUAAACAAUUUGACUUGAACUUAUAUGCCAAAUUACAUUAAAUCAUUCAAUUUGAUAAAAGAAAAAUGGAGAACACAUACUAUAUCUAGUAUUUUAAGACGACUUCUAAGUUUGUUUUCACAUUUGUUCUAUGAUUACAC